AUGGGCUGGCAAUGUACCUUUCUAGCACAAGAUGGCGCAUCUUUGGAUGACGUGGCCAUGAAACAGGUGGGGUAUAUCCCAGACUCGGCGACGCAUGUUAUACUUUCUGUAUCUGGGAAUGACCUCUUGCGGCUGCUCAAUGAGCUCUCCGCUGCCUCCUUCGCGCCGACAGCACUGUACACGGCAGUCACUGCUGGGAUGGACGAGAUCGGCCAAAAGAUGAAACGGACAUUGGAAUCGGUGGCGUCAAUCGGCUGCCACCUAGCGUGCUGCACGAUCUACACGCCCCAGUUCGAUCAAGACGCUCAGAGAGGCAUUUGGAAUGUAGAGAAUCUGAACUAUCGUUCAACUUUGCACUGGUCCCUUUAG
Messenger RNA from Symbiodinium natans, 369 nucleotides. The record is from the annotation of a GenBank genome assembly. Lineage: Eukaryota; Dinophyceae; Suessiales; Symbiodiniaceae.